Molecule: messenger RNA, 5076 nt
Organism: Lecanosticta acicola
Lineage: Eukaryota; Fungi; Ascomycota; Dothideomycetes; Mycosphaerellales; Mycosphaerellaceae
Source: the annotation of a GenBank genome assembly
AUGGAUGUGGCCUCGCGCUUAUAUCCUCGCGCGCGGACGCAAUCUUAUCUCGACCAAGAGCGCAACAACAACCUUGGCAUGACGGAAGAUUCGGGCACGGAAUGUGAGAUGCACUACAACAUGGAUCCCAAACGUACACAACCAGUCACUGAUCAAGUCGCAGCUUCUGAGUCGUUGAUCCGUCGCAAAUUUCAGCGUACGACCAGUGAUGAGAAUACGAAUGACGAGGCUUUUCGAAAGCCCUCGCUUCCUGCGUCUGCCACGAGACCUUCAGCAGAGCAGCGGCCUGUCCUCGGUCACCAUAGAAGACGAAGUACACUGAGAGAGAAUGCGCGGGUACCUAGCGGUCCAAGAGAGUUUCCCAGUCCUGGCAAGAGGUAAAGAUUCAGGCCCGUGCCUCUGAGACACCAGAGGGUGCUGGGCGUCUUACCGGCUAACACAUAUCUCGCUAGGACCGCCAGCGGCAGCAACGGCUUGCGCGCACCUUCCAUGGCCGAACCCGUCAAUACUUCGCGCUCAUUCCUACCCAAUAGCACUUCCGAGCCAUUUUUCAGCAAGACUGGGGAAGCCACACACUUCAGCUUCGCGAACCCUCCUCCGACAGGCGGGUUCGAAUCUCCCACCACACCUGCCGAGCCUGGCAAGGACUUCGAUUUCAUCCCGAGCGUGAGCUUUGACGAUCUGCAGAAUUCUAUUGCUAACUACGACGGUAAUGGCCCGCUUUUGGGCAACUUUACCUCGAUCGAAGGUGGGCGACAGGGUCUGAACGAGACGGGUAGAAGAGGCAUUGGAUACUCAAGUUCAAGGCCGCCUGUGCCAAGGCUGGAGGCCCGAGAUGAUGCUGCCGUCAGCAGGAGUCAGAGUUUUCGGAGAAGAUUGAGCGCUGUGGCCGGAGGGAAGCAGAACAACAGCAACACACUACCCGAAGAAUGUGGUGUGGCGCCUCCGCAAGCCAAUAAUCGCUCUCUGCGCUCCAGGAGACAGAGCACGGCUCCUCAAGGUCCACCGCCAUCCGGCCCAGCGCCAAAUCCUGCUGGUGCGGGCUCGCGACAGCCUCGUAAGUCUGUGGGACCUGGUAUCAUAGCCUCUAUGAUGGAGGGAAGGAAGGCCAGUCAGCCACUCUCAAGCGCCGUGGCUGAGUCUGCACUGAAAGGGCACACCCGCACCAACAGCCUCUCAAAAGCUUCGCGACGUACUACCAUGCAGCCAACUUCAGCAGGAGUCGAGCUGCCCCGAAAUGCCACUUUCACAGCAACAACACAAUCCCGCGCGAACAAAGUAAAGAGCUUGCAACCACCGCCGCACGAGCCAGAUCCAAACACUCCGAACGCACGCUCGACAUCCAAAAACAGCCCGAACCGCGCUCAUACACCUUCUUCGUCCGGAGCCAAGCGUCAAUCUAACAUGUCUGGGCGCGCUUCAGGACUGGGAGCCCGAACUAUCAGCCCGACUGAUGCGCGCCGACUCAAGAGGCUGUCCAUGAUGCAGGCGCCUCCGAUGCCAGCGGCUCCUCCUAAGUCCGAUGCUCCAGACGCACAAGAGGAAAUGCCACAACUGAAGCUGGACUUACCGCGCUUCACCCAGCCCAGCCCAAGUCUCAUUCCUCGUAAAACUGCUACGCCUACCUCUGCUCGUGCGUCGCCCGAAGCACUUCCAACAUACAACAAUGGAGGUGGCGUUAGCUUGAACGCGAAAUCAAGCUAUCAGUCGUUGCUCAACUCGUCCGCAUCAACCUCUCGUCUCCCGACCCCCAAACCGAGAAAUGUGCACUCCAGCUCGGCGCAGUAUGGCGAAGAUGAAGAAAUGGUGCCACCUGUUCCAGCUAUACCAAAGGCUUUUGAAAGUCCACGCGAUGAAAUGCCUUCAUUUACUGCUGCCCGCAAAUCAUCGCAGUCUGGGUUUGCACCUCACGCCGAUUUCACUAUGGACUGCGACCUCGACCCAAAUUUCCAUCAUCUACAACACACAGCCUCUGAGUCGUCGUUCGAGACGCGCGGUAGGCCAUCUGUGGAUCGCCCUCGGCCGCAUCAACGCAUGAACACCAUUGAUAACAUCGAGCGGAGCAUCAACGCGGCUUCCGCUCGACAAGCAAAGGCACAGAUAGAUGCCACUGGUCGCAAGAACAACAAUCUUCAGCCACUGCGUCUUCCACCUCUAAACCUGAUGCCCAUUACGCAGUCAGUGUCCAAUAAAGGAUCCCAUCUUCCACGGCCCAGUCAGGAGAUCGAGAGUCGUGACGAAUAUAUGAGCUUACAGACGCUCACACAAACUCCAGAACCAAAGCGUGUCCCGAAGACCCCUUCUACGCCCAUGACCGCAAGUAAGGCUACAUUCUAUCGUCGCCAGGACGAAGACACGGGCAAGCAGCAGGCUAUGAGGAGCUCGUCCUCACAACACGCGCUUCGUGAUUUGAUGCAGUUGGAUGACGCCACGGCUCAGUUCUUCGAAAAUACGGACACCGGUUACAUGGGCAUCCCUAUCCCCGCUCCAAAACAACGCAGUGCUAUCACUCCAUUCUCUUCAGGGUCGUUACCCAAAGCCUCUGGCGAGUUCAUACGGCAGCGUACACGAACGAGCGGCGAUUUUGGCUCCGAUCAUACCUGGAGCCAUUUCGAGAACUUCUCAACUCAGAAGUCUAAGCCGCAGGGUCCUCGGCCUAGCCGUAGUGUGACCAAGGAUUCCUUCCAAACCGCGGAGACAGGCUCGACGCUCGAAAGCCCCAUCACUGAACAGGCGCCGACGGAGAACAAGAAAGAAAGCACUGGGGGCGGACUAAGGAAAAAGCUAUCUCUGGGAUGGCGUCGCAGCAGUAGUAAAGCCAGCACACACCCGGAUAACAAGUCCAGCCCACUGCAAGAAGCCCCUGCUUUAGAGAAGGAGAAGUCGAAAGUGCAUCAACGCGCAAGUCAGAUGCCACCGCCAAAGCUGCCUGCAAGCGCGACAUGGACUGGCGACAUUCCAUCAGUACCCGCGCAUGCUGCACGACCUAGUUUGGACUCUCUCCGCCGCAAAUCAACGAACGUCUCCGUCCAUACCCUCUCGACCGUCCAGAACAGCUCGGAGACAGAAUUGGCAAGCCAAGCGACACCCCCAGUGAAGACUAAGAGUGUUCACACUGAGCAGCCGCAGCCUGUCCAUGUAAAUCCGGCAAGCCGUGCGACUAGUUGGAGCACGAGCAGCAACACUCGACCAGUCAAUCCGAAGGUUGCUUCUAGUGUUCCGAAGACGCGACAGGUUCCGUCAAACCCGGUUCUUUCUGCGAUUGUCAAGGACAAGGACGAUCUGGUAGCGGACGAUGAAAUGCGUCGGCUAUCUCAGAAGCGGAAAGAUGUCGAUAGCGCUGCACGUGAGAGCGAGGAAUUGAAGAAGCGCGCUGUUGCACGCUCUCCAAUGACACCGGAACGCGUAUUGCAUGACCGCAGUUGCAAUCUCAAUAUCUUUGAGCGCGGCGAGAUCGUGGACUACGAGAAAGACGGAAUAUACUUUACGGGCACUAAGAAUGCACGCAAAAUCAUUGGAAGCUUGACCCCUUCGCCACACCCAUCGGACGGGAAGGACUCCAAGGCAGGCAAUUAUGGCUAUGACGACGAGCGUGGCGACUACAACAUUGUGCUCGGGGACCAUCUAGCCUACCGUUAUGAAGUCGUGGAUGUGCUCGGCAAAGGCAGCUUCGGGCAAGUCGUUCGAUGCGUCGAUCAUCGGGACGGAGGAGUCGUUGCUAUCAAGAUCAUCAGAAAUAAGAAGCGAUUCCACCAGCAGGCUCUUGUCGAGGUCGGAAUCUUGGGCCGGCUCAGGGAUUGGGUAAGUUGACCAAGAGCCUCAUUUGUUUGCUUUUCUGACAGCGCGCAGGAUCCUGAUGGAGCUCACGCAACGCUCUCGAUCACUUCGUCGUUCUAUUUCCGCUCGCACCUGUGCAUCGUCACGCCUUGCCUCAGCAUCAACCUCUACGAGCUUAUUCGGGCACACAACUUCGUUGGCUUCAACCUCCCUCUCAUCCGACGAUUUUCGCGCCAGCUAUUGUCGUGUCUGGUGCUUCUGCAGAACAAGCGCAUCAUUCACUGCGACCUGAAGCCCGAAAAUAUCUUGUUGUGCGAGGCACGGAAGGCAGACGUCCGCGUAAUCGAUUUUGGCAGCAGCUGUAAAGAGGAAGAGAAGGUGUACACGUACAUCCAAUCUCGUUUCUACCGGAGUCCGGAGGUGAUCUUGGGCAGCAGCUACGGUCUUGGCAUCGACAUGUGGUCACUGGGCUGUAUUCUCGCCGAGCUCUGGACUGGCUAUCCGCUGUUCCCUGGCGAGAACGAACAGGAGCAGCUUGCCUGCAUCAUGGAAAUCUUUGGACCACCUGACCGGCAUUUGGUGGAGCGUUGCACGCGAAAGAAGCUUUUCUUUGAUUCGGUUGGCAAGCCGCGAGUCACCGUUAGUAGCAAGGGUCGUCGCCGCCGGCCCAGCUCAAAGACUCUGUCACAGGCUCUGAAGACGGACGACGAAGCCUUCCUCGAUUUCAUCACGCGCUGUCUUCGGUGGGACUCGGACCGCAGGAUGAAGCCUCACGAAGCGAUCAACCAUCCAUUCAUCACCAAUCAGCCGUUCCAUCAGCGCCCUGGCAUUCCUGACGAGGCACGUCGAGCAGCAAAACUUAGGAGCACUGCUGCGGUGCCUGCUGUCAAUGGCAGCGUGUCGAGCCCGGUGAAGCGCAUGCAUACUACGUCAGGCACGCAUGCCAACUCGACCCUCCCUCAACAGGCCCAACAGACGCCAGGCAAAGAUAGGACCCGACCGCUACCCGAGACGCCGCAGACAGCACUACGAAACGGCGUUGCUGCUAGUAACGCAAACACUCACGCCAACCAGAUGUCUCCGUCCAAGCAGACUGGAUUGCAUCGCAGACAGAGUACUGCAUUUGCAGGCAGUGCGCAAGGCGCAGGGGUCGGUAGCAAGCGAGUUAACAAUCUUGCUCCUGCGAGCACCACAGCGGCUACCAGCGGUCCAGCCGGACAGCGGCAAGGUAGCGCCAAUAGCGCAGGCCUGGCGCAGAUGGCCGCACGAGAGGCCAACGCGGCGCGAUGGAGAGCGUAA